GCGACCCCUUCCCAUCCCCCCUCACAGAGACAGGCCUCUUCCCGCAGCGAUUUUGGGACCGAGGGCAGCGCGCCGGUCACAGGGUGCCUGGCAGCCCCAUGGCCGCGGGGCGUGCGGGCACAGAGGGCAUGCUGCCGGCCACGGGCCAGGACGUGCCCUAGCCGGGGCUGUGGCAGUGCAGGUGCGAUGAGGCAGCUCAGCCAGCCAGCCCGGCCAGGCGAGCCGCAGUUGAUCGCCGAGCUCGUGGGCGAGCUGCCCAGGUUGGCAGACCCAGCCGACGUCAAGAGGAGGGUGACCGAAGCCCACCUCGCCGUUGGCUUCCUCCUCGAGCGGCAUGAGGAUGCCGCCCUCCUCGUCGACGCUCUUUGUCCAGAUUAUCCUAUCGUCGGGGUCAGCAGGGGCUUCGAGACGCUCACCGGCUUUACGCGAGAGGACAUGCUCGGGAAUAAUUGCCGUUGUAUUCUUCAUGGAGUGCCAGAGGUCGCGAUAUCCAAGUCAGUCAGGAAGAACCUUCGCGAUUUUUGCCGCAUGAGCAGGAUGCAAGGCUUGGACUUGAUCUCCGAGGUGGUCUCCGUGCAGCCAAAUGCUCGGCGCGAUGGUUCACAAUUCAUGAACUUCUUCAUGAUAGGGCGUUUGACGGUAAAGCGGCACCCCUACCUCUUGGGCGUGCAGGUGCCUAUUGGCGAGGGCCUUUUUGUCAAGCUCAAUGGGACGUUGUUGGAGCAGACUUUCGAGACCACCCUGACCGUGUUCAAGCGCACCCGGCAGGCGCUCCUUUCGAGCUUCCCCGAGGAAGUCCCGCAGGCGUGGGCUGCGGCUAUGCCCGGGGAGCUCGGUGCCCCGAGCUUCACUUUCUUCACGGAGCGUCUGCAGGACCACUGCCUCAUAUUAAACCGAGGCAGAACUGUGAUGCGGCGUGAGCCACAAGAGUUGUCCACGAAUUGUCUUGUUUUUGGCGGUCAGCCCGUCAAACAUACGCCGGAGGGCCUGUUUUUCGCGGUGCUCGUGGACGAUGUGGUGCCCACGUUCGAGGGCAUGCCGCUGAUCGGCUUCACGAAGCGGAAGCCUGUCGACGCUUCAACAUUGUAUCCUAAAGUGUCAAGAUGUCUUGGGGCAAGCGUUCUUGUUGGCGCUUGCGGAGAGGCAUUCGCAAGGGACCAGGACUCCCACUUCAAGAUAGGCUUCCGGCCACCCCCGCCAGACGAAGUGCAGAGUUGGCACUUGGACCCGGAUCUGCCGCCACACAAGCGCCGGCCACCCGUGGACGUGCAGUCUGGCGACGUUCUCGGGUGCAUGUACACGGCUGGCGGCAGGAUUCAGUUGUGGCACAACGGUACAGUGGUGCUCGAUUUCGACGUCGGGAGGCCAGUGGAGAAGGACGCGGACUACUACGCCGUCGUGGACGUGUGCCUUUCCACGUACUGCGUCACGGUAUUGCCGUGGCUCUCACCACAGGAUGGACGACACCACGUACAGGCUCUGGAGGUGCCGCGUGCGUUGGCAUCGAGCAGAAGUUCGCCUCCAGCUCUGCUCUCGCCAGCGUUGGCAUCAGCUGGAUCACCCGCUCACGAGGGCAUAGACGCAAUGGUGUCUGACGUUGUGAACGGAGCCCUUGUGAAAAAGGCAAUAAGAGCAGUCGUGGGAGAGUGCCAGUUCUGCGUGACCAUUGCAGAUCCGAAAGGCAACGAUAUUCCGCUGGUUGCAGUUUCAGAGGCGUUCGAAUCCAUGACGGGUUACAAGAGGAGCGAGAUUCUUGGCGUGAAUUGCCGGUUCCUCAACCAGGGAUGCCCCAUCUCUCCAAUGGAUUUGAUGGGCCUCAGGUUGGCGAGUGAGAGCGGCUCAACAUUUACAGCACUGUUGCCCAACCGGAAGAAGUCGGGGGAGAUGUUCAUCAAUCUGCUCGACCUUCGCGGCCUGACCAUAGCAAGGCAUCUCGAGACAGACGAGGAGUUGUGGUACCUCAUCGGCAUACAAGCCGACGUCACUGGCCUUACGGAGAGUGCGAUUCCAGAGGACCACUUGGCAGAGCUCCAGGAGCUAGCACGCAUGAUCCGUGGAAAGCUCAAGAAGGAGUUGUCCCAGCUGGUUGUCGACGGCGCUGUUGAUCGGCAGCUGACUUCCUCGAGCUGUUCUUCGGGUCGUCGGGUAGACUCUCCGAGUCUCGCCUGGAAGCUGCUGCAGGAGCCAGUCUGGACUUCACCGCACUUCAGCCAGCAGGCCGUCGCGGAUAUCGCCAGGAGAGACAAGGUGCGACGACGGCAGCGUGAGGACGACCAGCUGCCAGUCUUAGGCAUCGGACGUAGUUUGGCGACGCUGGGACGUAUGCACUUUUGCAUGCUGGGUAUGAGCGUUAUUGCAUUCUUCGCUGGGUUGAUGUUUGGCAGAGGUCCGAGACGACGGACAUGACAGCGAACCGAGGUAGACUUGUGGCUGGAUCUCUCACUGCUUUGGCGCCGUUGACGCAAUGUGUUCUCGGGGCACUCCAUCAAUGGAAGGGCUGAGGAGAGGCGACGCGAGAAGAGGCACGGCUCGAAUAGGAAAAGAGGGGGUGUGACCACAGAGCACCCGUGUGACCAGUAGGUCCUCUACGGUCGUAGCGUGAUCUAACAGGGAAGCGCGGUUCCUAGCCUUUUGUUGCCAGCGCUUGCGCUUGCCCGCCUUUGCUUACCUUGAUCCUCCUGCUUCCUCUCGCUCCCUCUGUCCUUCUCCAGUGCUCUAACGUUGCGUCGCCUCUCCAGGAAUUAUCAUCGUAGCGCGUUUCACAAAUGUUAAAUUUGCUAAUGCUGCUGGCAGCUAGCUAAUUUUUUUCGUUGUUGUCGCACCUGUAGUGCGCUUGCGCACAAUUUUCAACGUCUGAGCUUUCCCCCAGUAGGUGUGUGCACAGUGGGCAAUGGAGGCAUGCGGAUGGGAUUGGACGCGGAUGGGAUGGGAGGAUGGCUCGCCAUCUACGCAUUGCUGUGCAAGUGGAAAGCGCAGUGUCCUCCGCAGGCUUUGCCUUGCGAUGCUGGCAUGUGACAUUGUCUUUGUCUGGUGGCUCUGGCGACUAGUUGUUUCCCAGGCCUUGCUUGCGAGGAGGACUUCUUCAGCACCGUGCAAGGCAACAGGCCUUGCAGUAGUGUUUUCUGGGCCGGAGCGGGGGCCAGCAUGCACAUCGUCGUGCAGGAUCCCCAGAAGCAGCGUUCUGCUUGCGGACGGGAUAUUUUUGGCUGCUACUUUCGGCGAGGAGUCUGGGAGAGAGGUCUUGCAGAGCAUCAAGUGCCACAGGUUCACUAAAAUAUGAUCUGCACUUGCUCUGCAAGUCGUCACAUACUGUUGGAUAGCGCGUGUGAGCAGGUUCUCGAUGCUGCAGCUCGGAUGUUCCCGAAACAGCUCGUCUGAGAUGGUCCGAUGUGCCCGAG
Prorocentrum cordatum is the source of this 3398-nucleotide messenger RNA. The record is from the annotation of a GenBank genome assembly. Lineage: Eukaryota; Dinophyceae; Prorocentrales; Prorocentraceae.